UGCGUUGAACUCCGUCAAAGAAAAAACAAAAGAGAAGGCACUAUGGAGUCCGGACUGAAGCUGAGUUUGUGGGGGAAUGGACCAAAGCCAGGACAGUUUUAUUCUUUUCCCGGCGGCUCGGUUUCGACAUGCGGGCCUGUCAGACACACACUUAACCCCAUGGUAACUGGAACAUCGGUGCUUGGUGUGAAGUUUAACGGUGGCGUCAUCAUUGCGGCAGACAUGUUGGGUUCAUAUGGCUCUCUGGCUCGCUUCAGGAACAUCUCUCGCCUUAUGAAGGUGAAUAACAGCACCAUACUGGGAGCAUCAGGGGACUAUGCUGAUUACCAGUACUUGAAAGAGGUCAUUGACCAGAUGGUUAUUGACGAGGAGCUGCUCGGCGAUGGUCAUAACUAUAGCCCGAAGGCGGUUCACUCCUGGCUGACUAGAGUGAUGUACAACCGCCGCAGCAGGAUGAAUCCGCUGUGGAACACUGUGGUCAUUGGUGGUUUCUACAAUGGCGAGAGUUUCCUAGGUUACGUGGACAAGCUUGGUGUAGCCUACGAGGCGCCUACAGUGGCCACUGGCUUUGGAGCAUACCUGGCUCAGCCCCUGAUGAGGGAAGUGGUGGAGAACAAGAUGGAAAUCUCCAAGGAAGAGGCUCGAGACCUCGUGGAGCGCUGCCUCAAAGUUCUUUAUUAUCGUGAUGCUCGUUCGUACAACAGGUAUGAGAUUGCAAUAGUAACGGAAGAGGGUGUGGAGAUAAUCGGACCGCUGUCUUCUGAAACCAACUGGGAUAUUGCUCAUAUGGUCAGCGGUUUUGAAUGAAUAUGAACUGCGAUGGAGAGAUGAAGACUUGCUGUGCAUCGACAGCCGUCACCCUGACAGUGUCACAAACACUUUAGUUUAUUUUCUGAUGUUUAUGUUCACUUUUGUACAAUGGAACAAUAAAUGAGAUGAAAAGAAAAA
This is a messenger RNA of Thalassophryne amazonica, 948 nucleotides long. It is a transcript of the gene psmb4, whose product is annotated as proteasome 20S subunit beta 4. Gene Ontology annotation, cellular component: proteasome core complex. The coding region runs from base 43 to 807 and encodes 254 amino acids. The transcript is spliced from 8 exons. Lineage: Eukaryota; Metazoa; Chordata; Actinopteri; Batrachoidiformes; Batrachoididae. The record is from RefSeq and is a predicted model, not a curated record.